Molecule: messenger RNA, 2445 nt
Organism: Etheostoma cragini (Arkansas darter)
Lineage: Eukaryota; Metazoa; Chordata; Actinopteri; Perciformes; Percidae
Gene: smyd2b
Product: SET and MYND domain containing 2b
Exons: 12
Coding region: 71-1369 (432 amino acids)
Cellular component (GO): nucleus
Molecular function (GO): protein binding
Source: RefSeq, a predicted model, not a curated record
GCCACAUCCCACUUUUCUCCCAGGUCCUUGUUGUGGUCAUUUUGGAGGAAGAGAACCUGAAGUAGGCACCAUGACGGGCAGCAUUGAGGGACUUGAGAGGUUUGACAGUCCUGGUAAAGGCCGAGGUCUCCGCGUCACCAGACCCUUUAAAGUUGGAGAGUUGCUGUUUUCCAGCCCAGCGUACUCUUUUGUGCUGUCACUAUCAGAGAGAGGCUGCUACUGCGAGUUUUGCUUUACCAGGAAAGAGGGCUUGGCAAGAUGUGGGAAGUGCAAGAAAGCCUUCUACUGCGGUGUAAAAUGCCAGAAAGGGGACUGGGCCAUGCACAAGCUGGAGUGCUCUGCAAUGAUUGCAUUCGGAGAGAACUGGUGCCCAUCAGAGACGUCCCGCCUGGCGGCCCGGAUCCUCGCCAAGAAGAAAAUGCAGAAAGAAAGAUGUGCUUCUGAGAGGAUCUUGCUCAUAGAUGAGAUUCAAUCACACGUGGAGGAUGUAGAUAAUGAGAAAAGAGAGAUGACUGAGUCAGAUAUUGCCGGACUGCAUCGCUUUUUCUCAAAGAAUUUGGAGUUGCCCGACCACAAAGACCUUCUCACACUCUUCUCCCAGGUUGCCUGUAAUGGUUUCACUAUAGAGGAUGAUGAACUGUCCCACAUGGGUACUGCCGUCUACCCAGAUGUGGCACUGAUAAACCACAGCUGUCUUCCCAGUGUCAUAGUCACAUAUAAGGGGACGUCUGCUGAGGUUCGAGCAGUAAAGAACAUGAAUCCUGGAGAUGAAGUGCUCAUCAGCUACAUAGACCUCCUCUAUCCAACAGACGACCGUAACAACAGGCUGAGAGAGUUCUAUUACUUCACCUGUCAAUGCCACGAAUGCAAAACCAAGUCCGGGGACAAGGCAAAGCUGAAAGUACGUAAGCAGAGCGACCCCAUCGAGCAAGAGGUCAUCAGCAACAUGGUGCGCUACGCCAGGAAAACCAUCAGAGAGUUCCGGGCCCUCAAACACAUAAAAACCCCUAGUGAGUUGCUGGAGAUGUGUGAACAGAGCCUGGAUGAGAUGGGUGCUGUCUUUGAUGAUUCCAAUGUCUACAUGCUUCACAUGAUGUACCAGGCCAUGGGUGUUUGUCUCUACAUGCAAGAUCCAGACGGAGCUAUCAGAUACGGCGAGAAGAUCAUCAAACCUUACAGCAAGCUGUAUCCACCCUACUCUUUGAAUGUGUCCUCCAUGUACCUCAAGUUGGGCAGGCUGUACAUGGGGCUGGAGAAGUACUCAGUGGGCGUCGGCAUUCUCAAGAAGGCAAUUGCCAUAAUGGAAGUGGCUCAUGGAAAGGAUCACUUCUACUUGACAGAGUUGCGUAAAGAGAUGACACGAAAAUGACGAGAAAGGAAAGAAAUGUUGAACACAGCUGAUCCGAAGCGACUGCAAACAAUCCUUUCAUUAGUAGCUUUACAGAACUGAAGACACCUUUUACUCUUUUUGGUAUUAGGGAAAAGAUGGAGAGCAGUCAUAUUUUUUAUGCAAAGUUUUGUUCUACAAAAAGAUUUUUUGUGUUAUGUAUGCAAUAACCUAUUAGUUUGUUGGAUGCAGGAUACUUUUGUACAAAGGAUGCAUUUAAUGUGAAAGUCUGGGAUAAAUAAUGAUUUUCCAAAUUGUUCAUGAUUUUGUGUUUGUUUUGGCUACUUACUGACAUGUCAGCUGGGCCCUGCCAUUUAUCGGAGUUGAGUUGUUUACAUACAAGCGUAGGGGGGAGGGGGGUGCAAUUCAACAAAAUCCCUGUCAGCCAAUCAGGACGGCUGCCUCACCACAAGGGGCCUAAUAAAGCUGCAGAAUGGGCCUGAGUCACAAUAGAGAGCUGGGAUAGAGCACAGUGUUCGCACUAGAACUUUGUGUGAGUUCUACGCGCUAAUUAAUGUCUCCAGUACUGAGAGAAAACCCCUUUCCAACACAGGCAUUAUUAUCAGCUAAUGGAAACUAUUACAAAAUAAAUGAAUGUGUGGCAACAGUCUUAAAGAAAAUAAGGCUUUAUUGCAUAAUAAGCAAGUAUAACAUAUCUGGGGAGAGAAAAACAAAAGACUUAAUGCACUGAAAACACAUAUACAAAAUAUAUGUACACAUACUCUGAAAAGGUAUUAGGUAUUUUUGCCAACAAAAAAAUUAAGGGGAAAAAUUAAAUAUAAACAAACAGUGGAAUGCUGUGUGAGGAAAUACUGUCACAAAGAGAAAAGAAGUGCAACAAAACACUUAUAUGUCAAGAGAGCAGAAAGCUUAUACUUAUUUGAGAAUAUAUACAUUGAAAUAUAAAAAAUGCAUGCAUAGUUUAUUAUGUUGCGGUAUUUUUAAGGUACCAAGUCAAAAAAAAGAAACUAUUUAAAGAAUUUGUAGAAAAUCUUUUCUCACAUGCGCAUUAUGUACAAAGUUACUAUGGAAAUGGCUGGCUUUGCAUCAUGAUUCAG